This is a messenger RNA of Pelodiscus sinensis (Chinese soft-shelled turtle), 2905 nucleotides long. The record is from RefSeq and is a predicted model, not a curated record. Lineage: Eukaryota; Metazoa; Chordata; Testudines; Trionychidae.
GGCUGUCAGUCUCUGGAGAGCCCUAUGGGGUUGGGUUUUUUAAUUGUCUUCAUUCGUCUCGCUGUUUGUCACCUAUUCCGAUUCCAGGGUGGUCAUGUUGUCGUGGGAAUCGCUGUGAUUUUUCUCCCGCACUCCGGAGCCGGGCCUUCCCGUGACCCAAGCCCCAUGGACCUUGACCGAAACGGUUUGGCUUGAGCGAGGACACAUCUCAUGUCUGUGAAGGCGAAGGCGGGGGGGCGUACCCCGGCGAAAACGACACCCAUCGGGAGAACCGGUCAGCUGCGCCGCCAAGAAGACCCCGAAAGCGGAGGUCGGCUGUUCAGAUCCCGGGCCUGGCGCCAAGACCCAGCGUGCGGCGCCUGCGUGAACCGCGCCAGGCGUCACUGCCGCUGAGCGGGCCGCAUGCGCUGACUCCCGGCACCGUGUGGCAUCGGUCUGGGACUGGCGAGACCAUCGAAGCUUAGUUUCUCCUCUCAGAAAAGCCACGUGUCUGAUUUUCGACUUCUCCCCCGUCCCUGGCUAAAAGAUCAGCAAAAAUCGUGCAUGGAUACACGCCCUACACUUUUUCGUAGGUCCUAGGCGCUGUGCCAAAUGGAUGACCCAACUCUUCCUGGGACUAUUUCUACUCCAGAUCUCUCUGAUGGCGCCAGGGGAGAAAGCAGACGGAGGGAGGAGACGCACGGGUGAGGAGUGUGUUCAAGCAACUCAGAAACUACGGGAGAGUGAACAAAACCCCCAGGAUCCUCAGAAAGAUCUCUUAGCAGAUGGGACGGUGACGAUAAAGGAAGAGAACAGCCCGCUGCAAACGGACAGGACGGUCUCGGGACAAUCUGACGGAAACGUUUCCCCGAGUCCCGAGCGAGUAGAAUUCUACGAGAGGUGCAAAGAUCUGGGGGAAAUCCCCGAAGAGGAGUCCCAGAAGAAAGCGGGCAUCACGACCGGAGCUGUCGGGAAAUCGAAGAGGAUAAAAGUCCACAUGGAAGAGAAACCGUAUCACUGCCCCGAGUGUGGGAAAAUCUUCGCCCGGAGGUCGUUUCUUACGACGCACUGGAGGAUCCACACCGGCGAGAAGCCCUAUAAAUGCCCCGAAUGCGGGAAAAAGUUCACCGUCCGCUCCACCCUUAUUAAGCACAAGAGAAUCCACACGGGGGAGAAACCGUACCCGUGCCCCGAGUGCGGCAAAAACUUCCGCCUCAGUUCCACCCUCUGCACCCACCGGAAAAUCCACACCGGCGAGAAACCCUACAAGUGCGUCCGGUGCGGGAAAAGCUUCCGCGUCAGCUCCUACCUCCUCGCGCACGAGGCUACCCACAUGGCGGACAACCCUUACCGAUGCCCCGAGUGCGGGAAAAACUUCAGCGUGAGCAGAGACCUCCUCGUCCAUCGGCGCAUCCACACGGGCGAGAGACCCUUUCAGUGCCCCGAGUGCGGGAAAAGCUUCAACCGGCGCUCGAUCCUGAUCGUGCAUCAGAGAGUCCACACGGGGGAGAAACCGUACCGGUGCCCCGAGUGCGGGAAAGGCUUCAGCGUCAGCUCCGACCUCACGGCGCAUCAGCGGAUCCACACGGGAGAAAAACCCUACGCCUGCUUCGACUGCGGGAACCGCUUCCGGCUGAGUUCCCACCUGGCGAGACACCAGCGGAGCCACACGGGGGAGAGACCCUACACGUGCCAGGCUUGCGGGGAAAACUUCAGUGACUGCUCUGGGCUCAUUAAGCACAAGAGGCUGCACACGGGAGAGAAGCGAAGGCCGGCGCCCGUGACGCAUCCGGGACCCCCCACGGGAGCAGCGCUUUACAAAUGCCCCGAGUGUGGCAAAAACUUUGGCGUGAAUUCAGCGCUUAUGAAGCACCAGAGACUCCACACGGGCGAGAAACCGUAUAGCUGUCCCGAGUGUGGGAAAAACUUCAGUCACUGUUCCGCCCUGAUGAAACACCAGCGCAUCCACACAGGGGAAAAACCCUUUCAGUGCCCCGACUGCGGGAAAAGGUACAACGACAGCUCCACCCUCCGGCGGCACCGGCGACUCCACUCGGAAGACAGGCCCUAUACGUGCCCCGCGUGCGGGGAACGAUUCGGUGCCGCCUCGGGCCUGGCUAGACACCAGAAAAUCCACACGGAGGAGAGACCCUUCAAAUGUAGCGAGUGCGGGAAAAGUUUCCAGUCCAACUCGCUGCUCAAAACGCACCAGCGGAUCCACACGGGCGAGAAGCCCUAUAAAUGCCCCGAGUGUGGGAAAAACUUCCGUCAGAGCUCCCACCUUAUCCGGCAUCAGAAGAUUCACACGGGACCCAUCCACGCCGGGGAGAGACCCUACCGCUGCCCCGAGUGCGGGGAAAGCUUCACCCUCAGCGCGGACAUCGCCCCCCACCGCGCCCUCCACGCCGGAGGCCGGCCCUACAGCUGCCUGGAGUGCGGCAAGUGCUUUGCGAGUUUCUCCGCCCUGAUCUCGCACCGGCGCAUCCACACGGGCGAGAGGCCCUACCCCUGCCCCGAGUGUGGGAAAAGCUUCACGCGCAGCUCCGACCUGAGCAAACACCGGCGCCUCCACACCGGCGAGACCCCCUACCGCUGCCCCGAGUGCGGGAAGAGCUUCACGCAGAGCUCCAACCGGAGCCACAUCGGCGAGCGGGCCUACCGCUGCCCGGACUGCGGGAAGCGCUUCAGCAACAGCUCGCAGCUCAUCCGGCACCGCCGUAUCCACACCGGGGAGAAGCCGUACACCUGCUCCGACUGCGGGAAGAGCUUCAGCCAGAGCUGGGGGGUUCUCCGGCACCAGCGGAUCCACUCCGCCGAGUCGCCCUACAAGUGCGCCGUGUGCGGGAAGAGCUACAAGGGGAAGGAUUCGCUGGCGUCCCACCAGAAGGUGCACGCCCGAGGCACGGGGGCGCUGCCCGUGGGGUGA